AAAAUCCAAGUGGCUUGUCCCCUUCAUAACAGAUGAAAGAAACUCAACAUCAUCUUUAUAUGCUCCAAAACUAUUAAAUGGAAGAUUUUCUAUUUUGUACAUACCUUGUUUUGUAUAUACUGUAUAUGAUGACUUCGGUGGGCAGUGAACGUACCCGGGGCACUCGGGACAAAAUGCAAAUUUCAACCACACAGCCAACACAACCACAGAAACAAGUAGUACAGGCAACAGCAGAACAGAUUCGCCUUGCGCAGAUGAUCUACGAUAAGAACGAUGCAGAUUUUGAAGACAAAGUGAAACAACUUAUGGAAGUGACGGGGAAAAACCAAGAUGAAAGCAUAGUGGCACUACAUGAUUGUAAUGGGGAUGUGAACAGAGCAAUCAACAUACUUCUGGAAGGAAGUUCAGACACGACUUCCUGGGAGACUGUAGGGGGGAAGAAGAAAAGCCUUGGAAAGGAAAGUUCAGAAAACAAAGAGAACAGAGAAAAACGAGGGGACAGAGAAGUGAGUCGUGGACGGGGAAGUUCCAACAGACGGGGAAGAGGAGGCAGCCGUGGCAGAGACUUUAGGGCUGAAGAGAAUGGAGUGGACAGCAAUCAAGGAGACAGGCCUUCAGACCGUGGGAAACGUGGCCGUGGGAGAGGGUUUGGACGUGGCAGAGGGAGAGGAGCGGGGAGGUUUUCAGCCCAAGGCAUGGGGACAUUUAACCCCGCAGACUAUACGGAGUCUUCUGCCACUGAUGGCUUUGGGACAAAAUCAGAGAUUUGGGAGACUGGUCAGAAUGAUGGAGAUGAUGGAACUGGAGCAUGGAAAAACUCAAUAGAAGAGUGGACAGCAGAAGAGUGGAAUGAAGACCUUUCUGAAACAAAAGUCUUCACUGCUUCCUCUGUUCCAGCUGAGAAUCAUGUGACUGCUGGGCAAAACAUUGAUUUGGUAACACUGAUUCAGAAGCCUGUGAAUUCAGCCCAAGAUAUAGAAGGCAAUUCAUUUGAGGCUCCUCAGCAGCAGACCUUUGGCCAAGCCCUAGUCUUCACAAAUUCUCAACACAGCACCCAGAUGGCAUCAGGAACUGGCAGCUCCAGUGCUGUAAACUCUUAUUCUCCUCAAAGUCUGUCUGCAGUUCUUUGUUCUGGCUUUGGAGAACUUGGAUCCUCUAAACUGACAAACUCUACUGGAUCCCAAAUCUUGGACCAGCUGAAAUCUCCAGGAUUGGGUCAGUUUACCUCCCAACAGAACAUGAGUAGCUCUACGACCACGACCACAAGUACCACAUCGUCCUGGGAUCUAAAACCUCCCAUCACUCAGUCCUCAGUCCUUAGUCAAUUUGACUUUAAAUCCCAGCCUGAACCAUCCCCAGUUCUGAGCCAGCUCACCCAGCGACAGCAGCAACAAACACAGACAGUUACUGUUCCUCCUCCUGGGCUGGAGUCUUUCUCCUCACAAGUAAAACUCCGAGAGCCAUCACCAGUAGACACCUCUACAGCUGUCAGCAAAAUGUUACAUCUCCCCACUGUAUCUAUGGAUAACCAGGCAGUGACUGUCCAUCACACCCAUCAAAAACACAUAAAACCACCGAAACGGAGGAUAACUCCAGCAUCCAAAAUUCCUGCCUCUGCAGUGGAGAUGCCGGGAUCAGCAGAUGUAACAGGGUUAAAUGUUCAGUUUGGAGCUCUGGAGUUUGGAUCAGAGCCUGCACUCCCAGAGUUUGGAUCAACUUCAAGCAGUGAGAAUACCAGCCAGGCCACCAACAAUAGCUUGUACUCAAAAUCUGUAAAGUAUGUUGAUCCUUUGAAUACCUCUUUGCCAAUGCCCAAUGCAGUACAGGAGUCCACGUACACAACCUCUUCUGUCACCUCUUCCAGUCUGACCUGCUCAUCCCAGACCACUAGCCCAGUAACAACAACAUCAUCCUAUGACCAGACUUCUGUGCAUAGCAGGAUAGGAUACCAAAGCUCCUUGGCUACAUCUGAACCAACCCCUGUGGCAGUUACGAAUGGGCACGGCAGUGUUAGAACACAGGCAGCUCUUGACUCUACUCCACCAGUUCCAGCACCUAAGACAGAGCCUUCUCCCUCAUUACCUUCAUCUGGGUCUCUGCCUAGUGUGGUAUCCACCACUGCUUCGCUUCUCCCUUCAGCAUCACAGCAUGCAGCAACGUUGCCCAGUUUGCCUCAGCCCAGUGAUUUAGCCAGCAGCUCACUCUCCCAGUUAAGCAGCUCACUUUCUAAUCAUCAGAGCAGCCUCUCCCCUGCCUCAGUGUUGUCUUCAAGCACAUCACAUGCACACACUAGUGUUGAGAACACAGCUUCACUCCAGCCCUCAACAACCUUUUCAGCUGCUUCAACCUCAGCCACUAGCACCAGCUCUUCAGUUGUCAGCAUGGCAAGCAGUAUGAACACUACAAACAGCCUUGGCCUGAGUGUUACCAGUGUGUCUAUACAAGCUGCUUCCACACGGGCAGCUCCCUUAGUGUCUUCAGGCAAAGCUCCCCCAAACCUGCCCCAAGGUGUACCGCCCUUGUUGCAUAACCAGUAUAUUGUGGGACCUGGAGGACUUCUGCCAGCCUACCCACAGAUCUAUGGUUAUGAUGAUCUCCAGAUGCUUCAGUCCAGGCUGCCAAUGGAUUACUAUGGAAUUACAUUCCCUGCUCCUGCAACCUUGACAGGCAGAGAUGGGAGCCUUGCUAACAACCCAUACUCAGGUGACGUAACAAAAUUUGGCCGUGGGGAUUCUGCAUCCCCUGCUCCUGCUACCACGCUCGCUCAGCCGCAGCAGAACCAGACACAGACUCACCACACAACUCAGCAGCCCUUCCUCAACCCCACCCUGCCCCCGGGCUACAGCUACACUGGGUUACCUUACUACCCCGGUGUGCCUGGUGUACCCAGUGCAUUCCAGUAUGGGCCAACCAUGUUUGUACCUCCAGCAUCUGCUAAACAGCACGGGGUCAACCUGAACACUGCCUCGACUCCUUUCCAGCAGGCGAGUGGCUACGGGCAGCACGGCUACGGGGCAGCAGGCUAUGAUGACUUAACGCAGGGAACAGCAGCUGGAGAUUACAGCAAAGGAGGCUACAGUGGGUCAUCUCAAGCACAAAACAAAUCUGCUGGCACUGGACCUGGGAAAGGUGUUUCUGUGACCUCAAGUAACACAGGUGUGCCUGAUAUCAGUGGCUCAGUCUAUAACAAGACUCAGACAUUUGACAAGCAGGGGUUCCAUGCUGGCACGCCACCUCCUUUCAGCCUGCCCUCUGCUCUUGGGUCAACUGGGCCCCUGAACCCUGGUGCUGCCCCGGGUUAUGCUCCAGCCCCAUUUCUCCAUAUCCUGCCUGCACAUCAGCAGCCUCAUUCCCAGAUGCUGCAUCACCAUCUUCAGCAAGAUGGGCAGGGUGGAUCUGGCCAACGCAACCAACCCAGCACCAUGCAGCAAAAGUCUCAGGCUACUAAAACCGCCUAUGGAACUUCUCCAUACUGGACAAACUAAACCCGAAACUGGGGAGGGGGGGAGAAAAUGAAAGGAGGAGGAGAAAUGAAAAACAAACAACCAAAACACAAAAAGAAUACGAAAAAGGAAAAAAAAAUAAAAAUCCGAAGCCCAUUCCUGGAAUUAUUAAGAGAAGAAGUAACUGCUCAGCCAAACAUCUGUGCGGGGAGAACUGCAGCCAGCCAGCCAUCCUCUGUGUGACUCGCCCGCUUCCUCUUUGAGUUGCUGUUGUAUGUAAUAUAUUUAUGUAUGUAUUUGUAAAUGUAAUAGAGCCUAAAUGUGUUUUUCUGCAUCUUGCAGCCUGUUUUAUUUUCUUUGUAGGAAAACUAAUUAUUCAUUUCCCAUCUGCACCAGGGCAUCCUUCCUUUUUUUUUUUUUUUUAAGUUCAUGUGAGCUCUGUCAAAGACAAACUGGGUCUUUUGUUAAUUUGAGCUGGAGCCCAUUUAUUUAAUGCAGUUCUAAAUUCAGGCAAAUAAAGGAGGGCUGACCCCACCCCCCCCAUCACCCCCUCAAAAAAAAAAAAAAAAAAAAAAAAAAAAUCCUGUUGCUUUGGUUUCUGGCCCCAGCCCCAAAUACAGCUGUUACUUUGAAGAGGAGGGGGGAAAAAAAAAUCAAAUUCAAUGUUUUUUGGGUGUCCCCCUUCCCUCUUGCUCUGAAGACAAACUUUUGUGAGCAGUUUGUUCUCUAUGGCCCUGAGUGGCAGUCUCAACUUUUUGUUUUUCAGUUUCUGAGUAAUAAUUUAAAAAAAGACAUUGUUUUCUUUUUUGUUUGUUUGUUUUGGGUUUUUUGUUUUGUUUCGUUUUUGUAUUGUUUCUCUAGCAAGAGACUUUGGAUGGCUCAGUGUGUCCUGGAACCUCCUUUGCAUCAUUAAAGGCAAAAAACUGUAGCGGUUUCUUAAAUACCAGUAUAAGAUGUGUCUUAUACCUCUUUUUGCCCUGAGCCACCCUGACCAGGAAAGCCAGAGCUACUGGAUGGAAACUUCACCUGUCCCUCCCUGCUCUUAGGUUUUUUUUUUUUAAUUAUUAUUAUUUUAUUUUAUUUUUUAUUUUAAAUUUGAUUUGAUUCGAUUUUUAAAUUUUUUUUACAACAAAGACCCUGGAGGCAACUCCUGGUCCUUCUUGUCCUGCACCAGUGCAGUGAAUGUUUUCUGAGUUUCAUUUCUUUUUAGCCCUUCCUCCAUCUAAUAAAGAUCUGAGUAUAUCA
Molecule: messenger RNA, 4688 nt
Organism: Calypte anna (Anna's hummingbird)
Lineage: Eukaryota; Metazoa; Chordata; Aves; Apodiformes; Trochilidae
Gene: UBAP2
Product: ubiquitin associated protein 2
Exons: 28
Coding region: 78-3485 (1135 amino acids)
Cellular component (GO): cytoplasm; nucleus
Molecular function (GO): protein binding
Source: RefSeq, a predicted model, not a curated record